CCCGUCUGCCUCGCCCUGGUCCAGCUGCUCAGCCCCUGCUCAGCAGCUCAGUUUACUGUGGUUGGACCCCCUGAGCCCAUCCUGGUCAAGGUGGGUGAGGACGCCAAGCUGCCCUGUAAGCUGUCCCCGGGGAUGAGCGCGGAGACCAUGGAGCUGAGGUGGGUGCCACGCAGCCUCAGGCAGGCGGUGCUCACGUACGCGCGUGGGCAGGAAGACACGCCGGCCGCAGAGUAUCAAGGGAGGACUUCGAUGUUGAAAGAAAAUAUCACUGAGGGGAAGGCUGUUCUCUUGAUUCGCGAGGUCAGAGCCUCUGACAAUGGAACCUAUCGGUGUUAUUUCCAAGAUGGAGAUUUCUCUGCAAAUGCCGAGGUGGAGCUGCAAGUGGCAGCGCUGGGCUCUGAGCCCCACGUGGAACUGCGGGGCCUCGAGGCCGGAGGCAUCCGUGUGGGGUGCACGUCUGCCGGCUGGUUCCCGCGGCCCGUCAUCGAGUGGAGGGACGCCAGCGGACGGAGCCUGCCCGCGGAGGUGGCGCCUGCGGCCGCGGACCCCCAGGGCCUUUACGAGGCCACAGCGUUUGUGGUCCUGGAAGGCCGCUCUGAGCAGGGGGUCUCCUGUGUCUUCAGAAACCCGCUGCUGGGCCAGGAAAAGUCAGCCCGGGUCUCCAUCGCAGGCCCCUACUUCUGGGACACGCUGCCCUGGAGGAUAUGCUUCCUGUUGACCACGUCGCUGCUGGGGGUGCUCCUGGUCUUGCUCCUGGUGCUGUGGCGGAGAAAGAAGCAGCACAAAGCAGCGCUGGCGGAGAAAGAAGCAGCGCUGGCGGAGAAAGAAGCAGCGCUGGUCGAGAUGCAGCAGGAGCGAAGCGCUAAAGAGAACCUGCAGAAACAAAUCUGUAAGUCCCAAUCACGAGCCCUGCAUCUCCUGGUGUCCUUAGUGGCACCUGUCACUGACUCCUCCCGUUGUUCCCUGCAGGGUGGAGAAAGACCCGAUCCCAACCACGUGAUGAGCAGUCUUAGGCCUACGCAGGGCGAGAGGAGCCUGAAACGGGCAAACUCACGGGAGGACCGGCCGGACACCCCCAAGAGAUUUGACAGGAAUGAGUGUGUGCUGCCCUGUGAGAGCUUCAUGUCUGGGAGUCAUUUCCGGGAGGUGGACCCUCUGCCUGAGUCACCGGGUCUCCCAAAGUCCCUGCAGCUGCUGUCUGGCUCUACUGUUUACUGCCGGCCCCACCGCUGCCCAGCUCCACCCCGCGCCCCCAUCUCCUCCCCUCCCCCCUCGCCCAGCGCCUUGAAGGAGACUCCUCGGCUUUGGAAACAACCGGCGCGGAGCCGACUCCGGGACGCCAUUGGCUGGCUGGCCCGCCGCCGGCCAAUCCUGGACUCCGAACGGUCCCUGGAACUGAGACUCUGGUCACAGGAGGCACAGAGUCCCAGGUCCCCAGCCUCACGGACACAGUGA
Molecule: messenger RNA, 1455 nt
Organism: Pteronotus mesoamericanus
Lineage: Eukaryota; Metazoa; Chordata; Mammalia; Chiroptera; Mormoopidae
Product: butyrophilin subfamily 3 member A2-like
Exons: 11
Biological process (GO): T cell receptor signaling pathway; regulation of cytokine production
Cellular component (GO): external side of plasma membrane
Molecular function (GO): signaling receptor binding
Source: RefSeq, a predicted model, not a curated record